AUGUCGCCCACCAUCGCCCUCAUGACUGAGAACGGCAUGUCCAAUCCCGAUCCGCUGGAUGGAGGCAAGCUCGCAAUUUCUCCUGGAAUCUCAUAUAUCGAGCUGACAAUGAUUUCUGUAGUCGACUACGAUCCUAUAGAUCACCUCAAUGCCAUCUUCUCCCAUCCGUCUGCUCUCUCAUCCGUGUACAGAACCUCCGAUGCGCUCCAAACAUACCAAGAUGAGCUUGACAGUGACAUUGCUUCCCUUGUCGAACGACAAGCCGCAUCCAAUGCGGAAAGCGUACAGCGAGUGCAAACAGCAAAAGUAGACAUGGCCGAAUUAUUUAAGAAGAUUGAUGACGUUCGUGAGCGCGCUUUAAAGACAGAACAAGCCAUCACCGAGAUGACAGCGGAGAUCAAACAGCUGGAUAAUGCGAAGAAGAACUUAACUCUGUCGAUGACGGCAUUGAAGAGAUUGCAAAUGCUUACUACUGCGUACGAACAAUUGAAAGCGUUGAGCAAAUCGAGGCAAUAUCGCGACUGUGCGCAGCUACUUGCGGCGGUGAUCCAACUUAUGGCACACUUCAAAUCCUAUCGAUCCAUCGACCAGAUUGCUACGUUGAGCCGUAACGUGGCUGAUAUCCAACGAGAACUACUCGAGCAGGUUUGCGAAGAUUUCGAGAUUAUAUUUGCGAAGGGGGAGAUCCCACAGAGAAAGAGUGUGCUAGUCGAAGGAUGUUUGGUUAUGGAAGUCUUCGGGGAUAUGGCAAAGUCAAGAUUAAUGACCUGGUAUUGCAAUACACAGUUAAGGGAAUAUCGCCAAGUGUUUCGAGGCAAUGAGGAAGCAGGAUCUUUGGAUAAUAUUUCGAGAAGAUAUUCUUGGUUCAGAAGAAUGCUAAAGACAUAUGAUGAAGAGCAUGGGUCGAUAUUUCCGCCUUCCUGGAAAGUCGGUGAAAGCUUAGCAAAUGUGUUCUGUGAGGGGACGCGGGAAGAUUUCAAAGGAAUUCUCUCCCGGUCACUUCGGAGUGGACAAACAUUAGACGUUAACCUUCUCCUUUCUUGUAUGCAAGAAACCCUCGAUUUCGAACAAUUCCUUGAUCGGAGGUUCAGCUCUCAAUCUCGUGCGUCUUCUGAUACAUUCACAUCGAUCGAAUCUCCCGCAUUUGGCCAGUCGAUAUCUAAAGCGUUUGAGCCGUACCUUAGCGUAUGGAUUGAAGCUCAGGACAAGCAGUUAUCGGCCCUGAUACCGAAAUAUCGACAACAACCAAUAAAGCCUCCAGAUGAGGAGUUUACGUCCCGCCUAGUUAUUCCUUCUUCUACCGACCUUUUCACCUUUUAUCGGCAGUCUCUCGCACAGUGUGCCAAAUUAUCCACUGGCUCUAGUUUAUCAGAGCUUUCGAAGCUAUUUGCAAAAUAUCUGGAUCAAUAUGCUCAGCAAGUGCUUCUGUAUUUUGUCACUGAACGCGCAAGUGGGCAGACUCCCUCCAAAACUCCAUCCUUAGAAGACCUUAUACUAGUACUAAACACAGCCGAUUACUGUUACUCGACGUGCAACCAGCUCGAAGAUAAAAUUAAAGGUCGGAUUGAGGAGAACUUCAAGCAAAGUAUCGAUCUACAGAGCCAGGCCGAUGCUUUUAUGGGAAUUGCCAGUUCAGCUGUGCGUGGACUGGUCCGAAAUGUCGAGGUUGAAUUAGAGCCAUCGUGGAAAGAAAUGCGGAAUACGACGUGGAACAAAUUGGAAACCGUCAGCGACCAGAGCUCCUUUGUUGCGGUACUGUUGAACAGCGCCAAAUCCAAAUCCGAGGAAAUCCUGAAAAUGUUGCAUAAACAGCAAUAUGCGCGAGCAUUUGCUGAUAAUUUUGUGGAACACCUCUCAAACACCUACAUAGCCAAUAUUUUCCAGUGCAAGCCCGUGUCAGAGACUGGUGCUGAACAAAUGCUCCUUGACGCUUACACAAUAAAAAGUGCCAUCGCCAAUCUUCUUUCCCCGCCACCAGCCGGAUUUACCAAGCGACUAAACACGUCCUUCCAAAAAGUCGACUUUCUCCUGAAAACUCUCCAAGUCCGAGCCACCCCACCUGAAGCCCUUGUGCAGGCUUACCUCAUUCACAUCGCUGACCGAAGCGAUGCAAACUUCCGUAGGAUCCUUGAAGUCAAAGGAAUCCGAAGCAAACAGGAACAAAACCAGCUCAUUGAGCUGUUUCAAGUCCACAAAUCCUCUGACCGUCAUGCAUCCAACUUACAACCAAGCAAUCCUCUGUUCACCCAAUUGCAGCCUCCGACAUCGUCAUCAUCAUCCACCACGGCACCCACGGCAACUGUAUCCCAAGGCCUGGGUCUGAGCAACCUAGGCGGAGUUGGCGGCUCCUCACUCGCAACUGGCGCUCUUCCAGCUCGAUUCGAUGCCUCGAGCCUCGGUUCUGCACUCAUAUCCGCAGCCAGAGAUGGGGUUGACAGACUGGGCACUCCUCUUGUUGGUGGCCCUGGAGCCGGUGGGCCCGGAAUUUCCGCAGCCAACUCCCCACCAGGCUCGACCACUCCGGUGGUCGGUUUAGGCGCCAGUCUAGGACAACGGGGGGAUGGUAUAGAGAGUACCGGACUAGGGUCAACGAACCUUAAUGAGAAUCUUAAAAAUAUUGGGAAAUUCUUUCGGAGGGAUUUGGGUGGGCUAGGUGGACGGUUCGGGAAGAGUGGAGAUGAAAGUGGGGGAAAGUAG
Messenger RNA from Histoplasma capsulatum G186AR, 2697 nucleotides. RefSeq names its product vacuolar sorting-associated protein. The transcript is spliced from 2 exons. The record is from RefSeq and is a predicted model, not a curated record. Gene Ontology annotation, cellular component: GARP complex. NCBI's taxonomy places the organism in Eukaryota, Fungi, Ascomycota, Eurotiomycetes, Onygenales, Ajellomycetaceae. The coding region runs from base 1 to 2697 and encodes 898 amino acids. Gene Ontology annotation, biological process: retrograde transport, endosome to Golgi.